Molecule: messenger RNA, 894 nt
Organism: Bipolaris victoriae FI3
Lineage: Eukaryota; Fungi; Ascomycota; Dothideomycetes; Pleosporales; Pleosporaceae
Exons: 1
Coding region: 1-894 (297 amino acids)
Source: RefSeq, a predicted model, not a curated record
AUGGAGAAGGCUCGAAAGCUAGGAGUGGGAAUCCAGAGCUUUCUAUGCACCGUUGGCGACUUCUUGAAUAGCUACUCUGGUAUUGCCGAGAUUGUGAAAUCUGCAGAUGAACAAUUUGGUGGUCUGGCAUAUGGGACAGUGGCCUUAGUGGUCGCAGUCGCAGUCCUGAAGCAGCAGCGAGAAGAAUCGAUUGAGCGGGUUCUUGAGGAACUAUCACAUGCAUUCCCUCGACUCAACACACUUCAGGAGCUCGAUCCUGGACCACAGCUGAAACAACCUAUCGUCUCCGUCUUCGAAUUGUCGAUUAUCUUCUACCGGGAAACUAUUACAUAUUUUACAGAGCCAAGGAGACUCCUGAAAGCUAUGUCUCCAAGCGAGAUCAAAAUGGAAACCGUCUGCAAGCUUCGCAUGACGCUGCUUGAGGUGUGUAAAGAAUGCGAAAUUUUUAUGUUACAAAAACUCGAGAAUGUAGCAUCGGAGUUGCGCCGCAUCAAGCUUGAGCUUCAGGAGAUGACCAUCCGCCUUGAGGCGGUCAGUGAUACUACCGGAAGUAUCGAAAUUAGGGGCCUUGACACCAAUGUCCGAGUCCAGGAGAAUCAAUGGCGCUUAAGACAAGAUGCAGAAUCCAGAGCGAAGAGCAAAGCCCUAUCCGAGCUCAAAGGCCAGAUGCAGCUCAAAAAUGUAGAAGAGCAACCUAUCCUGGAUGUUGCGAGUAGCGUGAAGCAAGUCUUGACAGCAGGGCUUUCACAACGCAGACGCAAAACCCGUGGUCCGCUACAACAGAUUUCAAAAGCUAUGCUGAUGCAAGAUGGAAAUUUUCUCUCCUGGUCUGAGGAAAAAACCCUACAAUGCUCCUUCUUACUGGAGAGAACCAUGGGAAUCGCAUAUCAGUAG